AUGUUGGAAUACACUUUAGAAGUGACUACAGGAAGCAUGCUGCAUGCAGGCACAUUUGAUAAUUUGUAUGUUACCCUGAUCGGUUCUGAGAGGGAAUCUGAGCACACUGCGCUAACCGAUGUUGGACUGGAUGAAAGUGGAAAGGUGGGAACGUAUUCUGUCACGACGCUUUUUUCUUUGGGAUUUCUUCUUCUGCUCAAGUUGGAGAAAGAUCCUUUCCAUGAGUCUCCUCAAACGGACUGGUUCUGCUCCAAGGUAGUGGUGACGACACCUGAAGAGGACGAAAUUCUUUUCCCUUGUUACAAAUGGCUGUCCGGUGGUGAAUCUGUGUUGCUGAGAGGGGGCAGAGCUACCAAAGCUUUCGAAGAUUUCUAUCCUUCACUGGUAUAUCAACGACGAAAAGAACGGCUCCAACAAAAGUUAACGUACCAGUGGGAUAAAUACGCGGACGGAAUGGCAUACGUCUUAAAUAUCAACGACCCAACACUUAUGCCUGAGGAAAUCCGUUUCUCAUACUCAAAAGCCUUCCAGUUUCACUACAUAAAUGAAAAAGCAUUAGCUGAGCUCAAAAUGAAAGGCCUGACAAAUACUACAGAGAAAUGGGAAAGCUUUGAGGCUAUGAAGGACGUCUCCUGGUUCAAAAAGGCGCCCAUGUCAGAGUAUGUGUCAAAGCACUGGAAGGACGAUGACUUUUUUGGAUACCAGUUUCUUAAUGGAGUCAACCCCACCGUGAUCCAACGCUGCUCCAAGCUUCCCUCCAACUUCCCCGUCACAGAGCAGAUGGUGAGGCCUUUUCUCGCCCAUGGAAGCUCUUUAAGUGAAGAAAUAGAGAUGGGCAACAUAUUCAUUAUUGAUUACAAGAUCAUGGAAGGUCUGCCUACGAGAGUCAUCGAUGGUAAACCGGUGUCUGUGUCUGCUCCCCUCUGUCUGUUCUACCUAAAUCCAGAGAAGAAACUACGACCCAUCGCAAUCCAGCUCAGUCAGAAGCCCUCGGAGGACAACCCGAUUUUUCUGCCAAGCGAUUUGGAGUCGGACUGGUUGCUGGCUAAGAUAUUUGUGAGGAACGCAGACACCCUCUAUCACUCGUUGGUCGUUCAUUUACACAACACGCAUCUACUUUCAGAAGUUUACACAAUGGCAACACUUCGCAACCUCCCACAGAUUCACCCGCUGUACAAGCUGCUGAUCCCCCAUCAUCGAGACACCCUCCAUAUAAACAUCUUGAGUCGUGCUCAGCUUUACGGCCCUGGUAGAUUUCUUGACAAUUGUUCACUUGGAAAUGACGGAGUGAUAGAACUGAUGAGGAGGGCGCUCUUCCAGACAACAUAUGCUUCCUUCUGCGUACCUGAAAACAUUGCAGCAAGAGGCCUGGAGUCCAUCCCUGACUUUUAUUACAGAGAUGAUGCGCUCAGACUGUGGAACAUCAUCAGCAGUUUCGUCUCUGCAUUGGUGCCGUUUUAUUAUCCAUCUGACAGUGAAGUGACUGCAGAUUACGAGCUCCAGGAAUGGAUCAAUGAGAUCUUCUUCUAUGGAUUCCUGGGAAACAGUGACUCAGGAUUCCCUUCAAGCUUUCAAACUGUGGACGAACUGAUCAAGUUUGUCACUAUGGUGAUCUUCUCCUCAUCAUGUCAACAUGCUGCAGUGAACGGUGGACAGUUUGAUUUUCUAGGUUGGAUUCCUAACGGUCCAGCGCUCUUGCAUCAACCUCCUCCAACAACUAAGGGGCAAUCAAGCAUGGAGAGACUGUUGGCCACCCUGCCGAAUAAAUCGUUUGCAGCACGGAGCAUGACAAUUGUGUGGCGGCUCUCCCGGAAACAUGACGACUUUGUACCUCUGGGUUCUUAUCCUGAGCAACGUUUUGAUGAGCCUGCAGCGUUGCAGAUGAUCCAGGAUUUUCAAGCACAGCUGUCCUCCCUGAGUGCGGCGAUUGCCAAGAGGAACUCGGAGCUUGAGGUGCCUUACAAAUACUUAAACCCUAAAGGAGUAGAAAACAGUAUCACAAUUUGAGCGGGAUUAC
This is a messenger RNA of Acanthochromis polyacanthus (spiny chromis), 2017 nucleotides long. Its product is annotated as hydroperoxide isomerase ALOXE3-like. The coding region runs from base 1 to 2007 and encodes 668 amino acids. Lineage: Eukaryota; Metazoa; Chordata; Actinopteri; Pomacentridae. The record is from RefSeq and is a predicted model, not a curated record. Gene Ontology annotation, molecular function: protein binding; iron ion binding; oxidoreductase activity, acting on single donors with incorporation of molecular oxygen, incorporation of two atoms of oxygen. The transcript is spliced from 14 exons. Gene Ontology annotation, biological process: linoleic acid metabolic process; lipid oxidation.